AUGUGCUUAAAAUGGUUGCAGAAUGUAAAUGAUGCUUCUAAGGCAUGGUCUCAUCCCAAAAUCUCUAGUUUGUACGAAAAGACUCGUCCAGAUUACAAUCUGGAUUCGGUGAAAUAUCUUUUGGAAAAAGUAGGCGCUUUAAAGAAACAUUCUGAUCUUGAACCUUUCACCAUUGUUGAACUUGGUGCAGGUACUGGCAAAUUUACAAGAGCCGUUCUCAAAGUUUUAAAACAACAUAAUGUGGAAAAUUUCAAAAUCAUCUCGACGGAACCACUAAAAUCAAUGUGUGAUAAAUUCAAAGAAAUGGUACCUGAAGUUGAAAUAAUACAAUGCUCUGCAAGUGAUUUAUCAGAUUUUCCUGAUCACAUGAUAGAUACAGUAUUAGCAGCUCAAUGCUUCCAUUGGCUUUACUCUGAAGAAAAAGCAAUCAAGGAAAUCCACCGAAUUUUGAAGCCACUCGGAACUUUGGGUCUCAUAUUUUAUUAUCCUGAUCGAUCUGUUCCAUGGAUCAGAAGUAUUGAAGAAAUGCUCGAUCCCAAAUAUACGGCGGUCGGACAAAUUAAUACUUACGAUGAAAAAAUCCUUACUCCUUUGCUCAAUGUUGGGUUUUGUGAGGUAGCAUCUGAUGUUUCUGCAUUUAUGUGUUGUCAAGAGCUCGACAGAAAAGACCUUAUGGAGAGAUACAAAACAAAGAGUGUUGUUUCUGCUUCAAAUCAAGAUGAAAAAAUGAGAAUACUGGAAGCCAUCGAAGAAAUAUUGACAACAAAUGCGAACACGAAGUAUGAUGGGAAAUAUUUUUUUGAUUAUGUGAUGAAAAUUCACUGCUUUCAAAAGUUUUGA
This is a messenger RNA of Xenia sp. Carnegie-2017, 840 nucleotides long. RefSeq lists its product as uncharacterized. Gene Ontology annotation, molecular function: S-adenosylmethionine-dependent methyltransferase activity. The record is from RefSeq and is a predicted model, not a curated record. The coding region runs from base 1 to 840 and encodes 279 amino acids. Lineage: Eukaryota; Metazoa; Cnidaria; Anthozoa; Malacalcyonacea; Xeniidae. The transcript has 2 exons.